Molecule: messenger RNA, 2115 nt
Organism: Falco peregrinus (peregrine falcon)
Lineage: Eukaryota; Metazoa; Chordata; Aves; Falconiformes; Falconidae
Gene: DBX2
Product: developing brain homeobox 2
Exons: 4
Coding region: 413-1354 (313 amino acids)
Biological process (GO): regulation of transcription by RNA polymerase II
Molecular function (GO): DNA-binding transcription factor activity, RNA polymerase II-specific; DNA binding
Source: RefSeq, a predicted model, not a curated record
AUGUCGGGAGGCCGGGGGGUGCCCGACAUGGCGGCGAGCCCUGAGGGGGACGGGCGGGUAAAGCGGGACAGCCACCCCCGCGCCACGAUCCCUUAGCUGCCCGCCCUACCCCCCUUCCCCCGGGGGGCUGCCGGGCAAGGCGGCAUUGUUGGCUGCGUCCAUCACUCGCCGUCCCUGGCUGACAUAAUGAAUGCGCUUGGACACACCUUCCACCCCGGCGAAGAGGCGCGCCGCGUCUCCACGGACAGCCCGCCGAGCUCUCCGCUCCGUUCUCCUCAGCCCUCGGGGAGGCGCCCCGCAAGCCCGCCCGGCCCCGUAGCCCGGCGCCCCGUCCCAGCCCAGUGAGGGGCCGCGGCGGCCGGGCUGGGGUGGGCCGGGCCGGGCAGGGCGAGGGCGGGUAAAAGCCCUCGCUAUGCUGCCCAGCGCUCUGUACUGGGACCUGGUGGGCUCCUCGGCUCUCCUCAACCUGCCGGCGGCGCCGGGCUUUGGCAACCUGGGCAAAAGUUUUCUCAUCGAGAACUUGCUGCGGGCCGGGGCGCCGCCGAGCCCUGCCCAGCUCCGUCCCCUCCCCGCCAGCCCAGUCCCCCUCAAGCUGUGCCCCGCGGCGGAACAAAUCAGCCCCUCAGGGGGUCCCUACGCGACAAGAUGGGCUUUUCAAGUGCUUAACCCCUCCGCGGCGGACGGCAGCCGCCUGCCAGCUCGGGCUCCGGCGGCGGAGAGAGGCGGCGUCUUCCCGCCGGCAGCCACAGCUCUUUCCAAACACUUUUUUCUCCGAGCCCCGCCAUUCUACUCAGCAUUCUGCGGUGGGUCCUGUCAGCACCCUGCAUCCCCCACUGCUUUUCCAAGAGAGGAAAGUGUGCUGCCUCUUCUGACCCAGGAGUCUAACUCCAAAUCCCGGAGAGGUAUAUUAAGAAGAGCUGUCUUUUCUGAAGACCAGAGGAAAGCUUUGGAGAAAAUGUUUCAGAAGCAGAAGUAUAUUAGUAAAACAGACAGGAAGAAACUGGCCAUUAACCUGGGUCUAAAGGAGUCUCAGGUGAAAAUUUGGUUUCAGAAUCGAAGGAUGAAAUGGCGAAACUCCAAAGAAAAAGAAGUGCUUUCAAACAGGUGCCUCCAGGAAGAAGGUCUUCAGGAGAACUACCUCUCACGACCAACCAUGAAUUUUACCUCCCCAUGCCCAUCUGUGUGGGAAGUGUCUCAGGAGCAAGCAAGUCCAAGGUGGAGGGAGAGUUCUCCAGGAAAUUCUGAAAGACUGACUAGUACACAACCACCUCUAAGAGCAAAUCCAUCGCAGAGCCCGCUGUAUUUGUAUCCUGACCAAGACACUGCAAAUAAGGCAGUUACAUCAUCAGCCUAAAGAAGUAGGGGCAGUUUGUAAACUGAGUGGAGAGCACAGGCUUCAAAUGAGCAGUCGUCUAAGACUAACAAUAUUUGGACAUUGUAAAGCUAACUAGUUUAUGCAUCAUAAAUUUGCUAAAGUCUAACACCAUUAAAAUGACAAAAAACUAAUGAUUUAAGAAGUGUUCUUCCAUAUUCAGUCUUUUCUUGUGUCUUUCCCAGUCUUGUACUGACCUUAAAAGUGAAAUAGGAACUGAUGGUAAGUAAAAUGAAAUAAAGAGCAUGAAGCUGAAUUUUUGCUCUGAUUUAUACAUCUGUGCUGUGUACGAUACUCAUUAAAAACACAGUAAUAGAGAAUCAUUUACCUCUCAUUGCAGUCAGACCAAUUCAUUUCUGUUUCCAUUCAUUUCAGUCGUGCACAAGAUAAGAAUAAUUCUGUUUUUCUCAAGAUAGUAAGUUGCUUUGGGUUCUUUUUGAAAUUCAUUAAACGCAACAACAAUAAACGGUAGGUUCAUUUUAGACAAACAAGCGUUUUUAGUAUGUUUUCUCCAUCUGUCUUCACCUAUAUCAUUUUUCAAUUAGUUUCAAAUAACAUGGUCACAGGUCAGCUGAUAACCCUGGUGAAGAUGCAAUACUAAAAGAGAACCAACCAACCCUAAAAAAUAUUUUUACAUAACAUAACAAAAAUGUGUUUAAAUCACUUUGAUGUGAAUGCAUACUGGGAAACGCCACUCACCAAUUCCUGUCUUGUCUUCUGUGGAUGAACGUUCCCCAACAUUC